This is a messenger RNA of Arabidopsis thaliana (thale cress), 411 nucleotides long. RefSeq lists its product as uncharacterized. NCBI's taxonomy places the organism in Eukaryota, Viridiplantae, Streptophyta, Magnoliopsida, Brassicales, Brassicaceae. The coding region runs from base 1 to 210 and encodes 69 amino acids. The record is from RefSeq and is marked reviewed. The transcript has 2 exons.
AUGGCCAACUCUGGACCGGGCUUGGAUAUUAGUGAUAUCUCCAACAGCGAAUACAUUGCUUCGACCUCUAAUCCGCAAGUACUCAUCGACCAUGACUCUUCCUUUACCAUCCAAGCUAUCUUUCAGAACAGUUCCAUUGAGCCAUUGAGAAGACAAAGGUUUCCCAACACAGAGGAAGUGAAUAUCUGCGUGUAUAGUUUCUCCUCCUGAAGUCCGGUAUAUUUUGUUUCCAUCCGAAGCUGAACUCAAAUCCACAGAUUGGUUCAAUAUAACUUCCACUUUCUUUGAUUCUAACCAAUCAGAUGCUUUAUCAGCAGCUUUUUGUCCAACAAACUCAAGCAAUCUUGGUCCUUUAUGCACCAGAGUAACCUUCUUCUCCGGGAAAUCAACCGCGAUUUCCGCAGCUAGCUC